Aspergillus ibericus CBS 121593 is the source of this 1905-nucleotide messenger RNA. Its product is annotated as Zn(II)2Cys6 transcription factor. NCBI's taxonomy places the organism in Eukaryota, Fungi, Ascomycota, Eurotiomycetes, Eurotiales, Aspergillaceae. The record is from RefSeq and is a predicted model, not a curated record. Gene Ontology annotation, molecular function: zinc ion binding; transcription cis-regulatory region binding; DNA-binding transcription factor activity, RNA polymerase II-specific. Gene Ontology annotation, biological process: positive regulation of transcription by RNA polymerase II. Bases 138 to 1853 code for a protein of 571 amino acids. Gene Ontology annotation, cellular component: nucleus. The transcript has 3 exons.
CCGCGCACUCCUUUUCAAUGCCACACGUUUAACGUCCGCAGUCUGGCUCUAAUCUCCGGUCGGACUCCUCCGCCCCUCGUUCAUCUUCAUGUCUCUACCCCACACUCCCUACUCGUAUUCGGCCUCAUCUCCCACUCAUGGAGAUUCAUACGUUAGUUUGUGCUCCGGGGAAGCCUCUUUCCCCCACACAACCCCAGCUUUCCGCAUCCGCUGCACCUGAGAAAAGAAAGCGGGUCCGUCGUUGGCAUCACCGAGGAUUCACAGGCUGUUCGACAUGUCGUCGACGCCACGUCCGCUGCGACGAAGCCUCGCCCUCAUGCAAGAACUGUACGCGCCUAGGUCUCGAAUGUGAUGGGACCCAGGGUCGUAUGACCUUCAAGGUGUACGGACCACCCCAAGCGGAUUCUUCUUCCGCCACCGCCAAGAAAGGCGAGAAAAAGAUCAAGACCGAGGACGACAAGCAUGUGAAGAAGGAGCCAGUAGGGGAUGAGAACGAGCCCAUUGAAGCGCUAGUGGUGUCUCCCACGACAGUAUCCGACGUGAAGCCCAUCAAAUACCGCUUCCAGGACCCCAUUUCCCCUGCUGAAUUUCUGUCGUCGUCCCUAGACUGUGUGGAAGGCCGGUAUUACACUCACUUUGUCGACCAAGUCUCCACCUUACUACUCAUCUACGACAAUUCGAACAACAUCAACCCUUACCGAAGAUUCUUCCCCGAGCUUGCUCGAUCGUCACCAUCAAUGGCUAGCGCCAUGCAGGCUAUGGGUGCAUUGCACCUUGCCAACACAUCCAAAGGACAGCAGCGAAACAAGCAUUUUCAGCAGGCUAUGAGCAAUUAUGGCGAGGUUGUUAAGUCCUUCAGGACUCGGUAUACAGACCCUGACCAGAGCGUGCGGUUAACUGAUUUUGCCACCUGUCUGUUGCUGUCCCUGUUUGAGAUGAUGGAUUCUCAACAUCACAAUUGGGCUAUUCAUCUUAAAGGAGCUCGCGAAAUCUAUCGAAUCUUAUUCUCCCCAAAUAGCGAUCCCGCCAAAGAAGCUAAGCGCCUCGCUGAAAUUAAUCACCCGCUUCGACCCUUCCUCGUUUCCCUUCUUUCCUACCUAGAUGUUGCGGGUGCCUGUGCCACCAGCGAAGGAACGGUGGUAGAAGGCAGUUACUGGAGAACACAUGGGGGUGGCUGGGAAUACAACCUGGGCACACCGAGCCUCUCGACCGAGCAACCUGCCUACAGUCACUUCUUGGUGGAACUACGCCAAUGCUGGUCUGUCAUGAUGGAGAUCCAAGCGUCUAUCAGUGCGUUCGGAAAGGCAAAACACGACGGCCUCAUGUCGCCCGAACAACAAGAUCUUGUCUAUCAUGAGUUGUUGCAGCGGUUGGUUCAGUGGCGCCUGAAUGCACCACAAACACUUCAGACACUAGGUGACCUGGAUGACGAGAGCUUGCGACAGUACCCAUACCCGGAUGUUCUUGAGUAUGCUGGAUGUAUCGAGGCAUACGAGAAGGCGACCAACAUUUUCCUGCACCGCGUCGGGGCGGCAGCCCGGCCUGACAUACAACCACAAAGAGCAUUGUUGGAUAUGCUUUCUUCGCGGAUCCUAGCGUUGAUUGGAAAGCUCGCAAAAGACGUGGGUCAAUUGGCGGUGCUGUGGCCCCUGUUUACGGCAGGCCGAGAGACGCGAGUUGAGAGUGAGCAGAAAUACGUGCGUCAGACCAUGACGGAUCUUCAGCGGUUCGGGUUUAAGAAUGUCGACAAGGCUCUUGAGGAAUUGGAACGAGCAUGGUUCAAGCAGCGUACUUUCCCAGAAGGUUGGAUUGAUACCAUGGACGAUAUUCGUUCCUCAAUUUUACUCCCUUGAAAAAUGUAUGGGGAGCUACCAUGGUGCAUCCUUACAUGGCCAAUCUUCGACC